This is a messenger RNA of Aspergillus thermomutatus, 2361 nucleotides long. Its product is annotated as putative MFS transporter. Gene Ontology annotation, molecular function: transmembrane transporter activity. NCBI's taxonomy places the organism in Eukaryota, Fungi, Ascomycota, Eurotiomycetes, Eurotiales, Aspergillaceae. Gene Ontology annotation, biological process: transmembrane transport. The transcript has 10 exons. The record is from RefSeq and is a predicted model, not a curated record. The coding region runs from base 1 to 2361 and encodes 786 amino acids.
AUGGAAAAAGAACAGAUCAAAGCUGAUCUAGAGAAUGCGCAGAGAGUCAGUGCGAUUGAUGAGAAGCAGUCUGUUCCAAUUGAGCUGGGAGUCUUCGGCGAGACCACCAUAGAGCAAAAUGGAAUCAAGAUACAUCCACAACCAACUUCAGAUCCCUUAGAUCCGCUGAACUGGUCAAGACUUGAGAAGCAUACCAUCUUGGGAAUCGUCAUGUUCAAAUAUUUCCUAUUCACUUACAUCACAACGACAACAGUCCCUUCAUUUCCCGACCUCCAAUCUCAGUUCAAUAUCAGCUACUCGGAAGUCAAUUGGACUGUGGCGAUUCCUGCCCUAGGUCUGGCAGUCGGGCCCCUUUUUUGGACUUCGUUCAGUGAUAUAUACGGCCGUCGGACCAUUUUCAUUAUCGGGACGGUCAUUGCUCUCGCGUCGACAAUCGGUGUAGCAGUGGCAGGCAAUUAUAGCGGAUACAUGGCUGGUCGAUUCUUCCAGGGUUUCGGGGUUAGCCCAGCGGCGACGGUUGGAAUGGCAGUUGUCAAUGAUCUUUUCUUUGACUAUGAACGAGGACAGAAACUUGGCUUGUGGGUUCUGGCGAUUGACUCCGGGCUCUUGCUGGGCCCAACUUUCGGUGGCUUCUUGAAUGUAGUGAGUGCAGCAUGGAUAAACUGGUUCAACGCCAUCCUCUUCGCCGCACUGCUGGUUCUCGAACUCCUCCUCAUGCCCGAAACCCUGUAUCCACGUACAACUAUGCUACAGCGCAUGCCGCGGGAAGGCCAUAAACUUCCGACCUCUUCAGAUAUCGAACAAAGCCCGGCUGGCGAGAAUCCUGUGAGCAUGGUAUCAGCAGCCGAACCUGUCAUCCCAAGAACAAAAGAACUCGGCUUCUUCAACAUCCGACCUAUUCCCGGCAUGCGGCAUCCCAAACCAUGGGACUCCGUCGUUCGCUUUGCCCUCACUUUCCGAUGUCCCGUCGUCGUUCUCAGCGUUAUCGGAUACUGUUUCUUGUGGUAUUGGUGGAUUUUGUCGGUCAUCACGAUGGUGCCUGCUGCGUACGCCUCGUACACGCCUUUGAUUCAAGGACUGCUGUUUCUUGGGUUGUUUCUGGGGACAGUAACCUCAGAGAUCUGUUGCUCAGGUAGACUGAGCGACUAUAUCGUUGAGAGAUUGGCGAAGAGGAACGGUAGCCUGCGUGUCGCGGAGAUGCGGUUGUGGCUGGUCUAUCCUGCUAUCCUCAUCACAACUGUUGGACUUAUCGUCUGGGGUGUCAGCAUUGACAAGAACUACCACUGGAUGGUUGGUCAAGUCGCGUUCUUCCUAUUCGCUGCCGGAGUCCAGAUCGGAAACACUGUCACAAGCAGCUACAUCAUCGAUAGCUAUCCCCUUCAGUCAACGAGCGUGAUCAACUUCUAUGCCGUCUUCCUCAACUUGAGUGCCUUUAUCAAUCCAUUCUUCAUUGCGCAAUGGCAGGCUACGGCAGGAUACACAUGGACAUUUACCACGCAGGCUCUGAUUGUUGUGGUUGCUGGAACGGCUGUGUUUGCAUUAUUGCACAGCCGUCACACUCCAGUGAAGCAGAUCCGGACUCAGACUGACAUGCCACCGUCACUGACCCCAUGCCCAUCACCACUCCUGCUAGAUGACGGUCUUGAGCCAAAGCCGAUCCCUGUUCAAGAUCUAUCCGACAUUCCUAGUGCAAUACGCAGGAUCCUUGACCAUGAACCGCAGACGGUCCUUGAUCAUCCUUUUCAGCGCAAGAUUGCAACCUUGCGUGACAUGGGACAAUUCGGCGCGCGACAACGCCAACUACUCCUCUCCAACGACAUCUUCACCCUCCCACUAAUGAAUAUGUACGAGGGUAUGUCGGGUGGGCCCCCUAACGCGCCAAGUGCAGUUACCUUCAACGUAAAGCAACAGGAGGCAUUCCGCGCGACUACCUUCGUUACCGCUCAUCGCGGGUUGGAUAGACUGAAAGUUUCAACGAUGAGGCUAGCCACAACGCCUUCCUUCUUCCAGCAGAGAAUGGAAAACAUUCUGCUCCCAGAGCGCUUGAAAUUCCGCUUCUCCAAGGAGAAGCCAUUGCCCUUGCGGGAAUACGUCGCUCGGAAGGUCGUGCUCUUACGUGAAGCCAACAUCGCUGAUGAAUCCGAGCUAGUCGUCCGAGUAUGGGAAAACCUCAACCCUGUGCUGAUGAACACUCCUUGGAUAGUUUCACUCAGCGCCUCUUCCUUCAGGAGGUCCCUCCUAGGCUUGCGUGGCUCCAGCAACAGGGACCCAAACCACCGUCUAGACGGGACUCUGACUCCAGACGCACUCGAGAAGCAGAUGACCCAUAGCAUUUCAGCAGGCCCUCGAAGCAGAGGGUGA